AUAUAAUUAAAUUGAAAAAUUAUCAUUUAAAAAUAAUAACAUGUUUAAUUUUUAAUUAUAUGUAAUUAUCAUACUAAAUUAAUUCAUUAAUAAAUAAAUAUAUAGAUAAAAUAAAAAAAAAUAUUAUUAUUUUGAAAAAAAAAUAUAUAAUAAUAAAAUAUUCAUAAUGUUUGAUGUGAUUAGGAAAAUUGCUUGGAUUUUCGUAAUAAUUUUAAUAACAGUAGCUGCAAUACCUGAAAUUCCUUCAAAAGGAAAACAACUAACCAGAAUAUCAGACACACAGUCAGCCAACGAUGAUAGUAUGCCUAGAUUUGCUGAACCUAUACCAAAUGUUACUGUAUCAGUUGGGAGAGAUGCUCUACUGGCUUGUGUUGUUGAAAACCUUAAAGGAUACAAGGUAGCAUGGGUACGAGUCGAUACACAAACAAUAUUAUCAAUACAUCACAAUGUGAUAACACAAAAUUCUCGUAUAAGUUUAUCAUACAACGACCAUAGAUCUUGGUAUUUACAUAUAAAGGAAGUUGAAGAAACAGAUCGUGGAUGGUAUAUGUGCCAAGUAAAUACAGAUCCAAUGAGAUCAAGGAAAGGAUAUCUUCAAGUUGUAGUGCCUCCAAUGAUAAUUGAAAGUAUGACAAGUAACGAUAUGGUAGUUAGAGAAGGUACAAAUGUAACCUUAAUGUGUAAAGCACGCGGUUACCCAGAACCUUAUGUUAUGUGGAGAAGAGAAGAUGGUGAAGAAAUGAAUAUUGGUGGUGAAAAUGUAAAUGUUGUUGAUGGAGAAAUAUUGCAAAUAACAAAAGUGAGCCGAUUGCAUAUGGCAGCAUAUUUAUGUGUUGCAUCGAAUGGUGUGCCACCAUCUAUCAGUAAACGCGUUCAUUUACGCGUACAAUUUCCACCAAUGCUGUCAAUAGCAAAUCAAUUGGAAGGUGCAUAUGUUGGACAAGAAGUAACAUUGGAAUGUGAAACGGAAGCGUAUCCAGCUUCAAUCAAUUAUUGGACGACAGAACGGGGUGAUAUGAUUAUAUCAGAUACAUCGAGAGCUGGUGAUAAAUUUGAGACGACAUCGUUAACACGAGGUUAUCAAAAAUUUAUGAAAUUAAAAAUACGUAAUGUGGGACCAAAUGACUUCGGUUCAUACAGAUGCGUUGCAAAAAAUUCACUUGGGGAAACCGAUGGAAUCAUUAAAUUAGAUGAAAUACCAACGCCAACAACAGCAAUUGCAUCCGGUGAUAGCACAAUGUUCAAUCGUACUUUAGCAGGGAAACGACCACAUAACCGGAAAUUUGAGCCAAACGCGAUACCAGACUAUGGUCUCGAAGAAUGGAAAGAUGGCGGAGAUUCAAAUCAACCGCCAUCAGUUCGUCAUCCCCCAGGUGCUUUUCAUAAUAAAGCAUCAUCAGGAUAUUCUAUAAAUUCACAUUAUCAUUUUAUACCAUUCUAUUGGUUAAGACGACCUUUCGAUGGUAUUAAAUCAUCAACGUUAUCCUUAAUAACAACAUCAUUUUGGUGGCUAGGUGAUAUAAAAACAUUAAAAUCAACAACAAUUAUAUCAAGAAAAAAUAUGAUAUCAUCAACAAUAUUGAUCCUAUCACCUGAUAACAACAGCUAUUAUAAUAUUGUUGAUAAUAAUAAUGAUGAUAUUGUUGAUGACAAAAAUAACCUUGAGAAAUUUGUUGAACAUCAGAACAACAAAACAAUACAAAAUUUAUUACAAGAAAUAGAAACAGAAAAACAAGCUGAAGGAAUACAGAAGGAAACAACUCAAAAUAUAUUUAAAGAAAAUGUUAUUAUAACACCUAACCCAACAGCACAUACUUUCGAACAAACAACGACAGCAUCAACCAGAAAUAACAAUUGUGAUGGUUAUUAUUGCAAUAGUAAAGAAUAUCGUAACGUUUUCUCAGUUGAAAUAAUUAAUAAUAAUAUUAAUAAUGAUACUGAAGUAAAUAUUGUUGGAUAUAAAAAUGUUACUUCUAUUGCUGUUGAUACCACAAGAACAACUUUUGACAAAAUUCAUAACACUCCCAUUGCUUCUACAACAAUUAUUUCAACAUAUUGUAUUGAUAAUGAUAAUAUUGAUGAUGAUUUUAUAUUAUUUCUAAUUCAAAUAUUAAAAAGAAUAUCAUUUAUUUUAUGUGAAAAAAUAAAUUUUCAUAUCAUAAAGAUAAUAGAAUUUAUACGAAUGAAUUUUCAUAUUUUCAUAAUGCUAGCAUUAAAUUUGAUUAGUGUUAAUUUAGUAAAAAAUAUUUUAUUAGUACCAUUUAUGAUAAAAUCAACAGAGGUACCAUUAUUUAAAUCAGCAUCAUUCCUAUCAUCGCCAUCUUCCCUAUCAUCGCAAACAUCUUCAACAACUACAUCAUCAUCUACAUCAUCAAAUGUAGUAAAAACAUCAUUAUUAGCUAUAAAUUCAACAUUUAAGUUAGAAAAAAUUAUAGAAAAAGAUACUAAUAAAAGGAUAUCAAUGUCGACAUCAUCAUUAUUACCAUCAAUAUCAACACCAUUAUUAUUAUCAAAUUCAAUAGUAAAAGAAAAUUUCAAUGAAUAUAAUAGCAUUAAAAGCAGCGACAACAGUCACUUUUUAAAUAAAACAUUUAAUAAUUCUUCUAGAAGUUUUUCUAGGUGUUCAAAUAAUAAUAUCAACACUAUCAUUACCACCGACACUAGUAUUUAUGAACAUAAUAAUAUUAUCAUUAUCAAUGAUAAAAAUAUUUUCAACAAAAAUAAUAUUAAUAAAAAUAUCAGCAUAAAUAAAAGUUAUAAUUUAAAUGAAAGUAUAAAAAUGUCAAAACCAAAUAUUUUAGAACAAAAUAUAGCAACAACUACGAGAACAACAAUAAAACUGAGUAAAAUAUCAAGAGUGAAUAGAUGAAAAAUCAUUCCCAAAGGGUAACUUAGUAUCAAAUAUUUUUAGUUAAAAUUAAGGGACAAAAGAAUUAUUUAUAAAUUUAUUUAAUAUAUUAAGAAAAUAAAUAACAAAGGAAACAAACUAUAGAUAUUACUAUUAAAAAUUAUAUGUGGACGUGUACAUAAAAUUUAUUAUUAUCAAAAUAUAAAAUUAAAUAUAUACAAGAACAUUAUUACAUUACACUUAUACUUUUUGUUGUAAUAACUUAAACUUUAAAAAUGAAAACUUUUGUACGUGUAUAUUAAAUUGUUUAAUUUUUAUGAUGCUUAAAUUACAGAAAUUUUUUAUUUUACAACGAUUGAAGCUAAGAAAAAAAAACUAUUCUAUAUAUAGUGUUAAAUUGCUUUUGUAUAGAAAGGCAUCGGUUUUAUAUUAUGGAAAGUUAAACUCUACUCGUUGUUUUCAAUAUAUAUUUCUUUCGCGUUAUAAAGUAUUUGUAAUUUUACAAAUAAUUUUUAAUAAAAUAAUUAUUAAAAAGGAAACCAAUUGAUAAAGAAUGUCCACUUGAACUCUUUAUACAGAUUUUAUUAACACACUUAAAAUUAUUAAAAAAAAUUAUUAAAAAUUUGCUUAAAAAUGGUAUUAGCCUAUCUUAAUAUCAUUUGUCUGGAAAAUUAAAACACAUAAUUGGUUUUUAAUUACGGAAACGUGUUUGUAAUGAACGCGCAAAGAAUUUCCACUUUCAUUUAUGAUUUAAUUCAAUUUUAUGAAUUCAGUUAUAAAUUUAUCUUACGACAAUCGGAUUUAAUUCGAUCUCAAUAAUGGAAAGUUGUAAUAGUUUUACAAACACUGUACCUAAAAUUUGUAUAAAUGGCAUGCAAUUUUACUUUUACUUUAAUUUUUAUUUUGACAAUUUGCCCAA
Condylostylus longicornis is the source of this 3767-nucleotide messenger RNA. RefSeq lists its product as uncharacterized. Bases 167 to 2869 code for a protein of 900 amino acids. The transcript is spliced from 11 exons. Gene Ontology annotation, cellular component: neuron projection. The record is from RefSeq and is a predicted model, not a curated record. Lineage: Eukaryota; Metazoa; Arthropoda; Insecta; Diptera; Dolichopodidae.